AUGUUGCGGCGAGUUGUGCGACAGAGCAAGUUCCGCCACGUCUUCGGCCAGGCGGUGAGGAACGACCAGUGCUACGACGACAUCCGAGUCUCCAGGGUCACGUGGGACAGCUCCUUCUGCGCCGUCAACCCCAAGUUCGUCGCCAUCAUCAUUGAGGCCAGUGGAGGCGGAGCCUUCCUGGUCCUGCCUUUGCACAAGACGGGCCGCAUCGACAAGGUGUUCCCGACAGUGUGCGGUCACACGGGUCCCGUGCUGGACAUCGACUGGUGUCCUCACAAUGACCUCGUCAUAGCCAGCGGCUCCGAGGACUGCACCGUUAUGGUUUGGCAGAUCCCUGAGAACGGUUUAGACUCUCCCCUCUCAGAGGCGGUGGUGGUACUGGAGGGUCACUCCAAAAGGGUGGGCAUCGUGUCUUGGCACCCCACAGCUCGGAACGUUCUGCUCAGUGCCGGGUGUGACAACCAGGUGAUCAUCUGGAAUGUGGGCACGGGCGAGGCGAUGAUCAACCUGGACGACAUGCAUCCCGACGUGAUCUUUAGCGUAAGCUGGAGCCGCAACGGCAGCCUGCUGUGCACCGCCUGCAAGGACAAAAAAGUCAGAGUGGUGGAUCCCCGGAAAAAGAAGAUCGUGGCGGAGAAGGACAAAGCCCACGAGGGAGCUCGGCCAAUGAGAGCAAUCUUCCUAGCAGAUGGAAAGAUCUUCACCACCGGAUUCAGCCGCAUGAGCGAGCGCCAGCUAGCGUUAUGGAAAUCCGACAACAUGGAAGAGCCCAUAUGCGUUCAAGAGAUGGACUCCAGCAACGGAGUCCUCCUCCCCUUCUUUGACCCGGACACCAACAUAGUCUACCUGUGCGGAAAGGGCGACAGCAGCAUUCGCUACUUUGAGAUCACGGACGAGGCACCGUACGUCCACUACCUCAACACCUUCACCACCAAGGAGCCGCAGAGGGGAAUGGGCUACAUGCCAAAGCGUGGACUCGAUGUCAACAAAUGUGAAAUUGCCAGGUUCUACAAAUUACAGGAGAGAAAAUGUGAGCCAAUCAUUAUGACAGUCCCACGGAAGUCGGACCUGUUCCAGGACGACCUUUACCCGGACACGGCCGGGCCCGACCCCGCCCUGGAGGCGGAGGAGUGGUUCGCCGGCAAGAACGGCGGCCCUGUCCUCAUCUCGCUGAAAGACGGCUACGUGCCCACAAAGAGCCGAGAGCUCAAAGUGGUCAAGGCCAACGUCCUGGAGAGCAAAACUGCCACCAAAGUGGAAAACGCCUCCAACGUCCACAAGAACCUUUCGUCCCAGGCCCCCGCACAGCCAUCAACGAAGAUGGAAGAUAAACUAGAAGAGGUGCUCCGAGAGUUCAAGUCUCUGCGGGAUCGCGUCAUUCUCCAGGACCGGCGAAUCGCCAGAUUGGAAGAGCAGGUCGCCAAGGUUGCCAUGUAA
Nerophis lumbriciformis (worm pipefish) is the source of this 1437-nucleotide messenger RNA. Lineage: Eukaryota; Metazoa; Chordata; Actinopteri; Syngnathiformes; Syngnathidae. The record is from RefSeq and is a predicted model, not a curated record.